AGUGUUUAAAAAAUGAAUACUGCCCCAACUUCAGAAAGUGGAUCAUAUUCCACAAACAACACAAGACCCUUUUUUUAUGCACAGCCAACAGCACAACAGCCUUUACCAAGUCCAUGGUACUUCAGCCAUGCAUACAGUCCGUACUGUGUACCUGCUCCAGGCUUCCGAAGUGGAAAUCCAUAUUUUCCAUUUUAUUCUGUUGCGCUCCAUGAGUACCCUGGAUUUUUUGUUCCACAGCAUCCAAUGCAUGCAAGAACUAGCAGGAGGCCUUAUUUUAAUGUUCCCCCACCUUCCCCUAUGUUUUAUCAUGCAACAAGAUUUAGACACUAUAGUACCUCUGGAAAAAAAAUGGAGACAAAAGAAACACAGACUGAUCCUAGACAGCCUGAAAACAAGCAAAAAAAGCAUCAAGAUAUCCAUAUAGAAACAAAAGGUUGUGAUGCAGGAAAUAUGGCCUGUGUUUCUUCUGGUAUAGGUACAGAGACUGAAAGUACUUCAGAGAAACAAGAUUCAUCUGGAUCUUCCAUUGCAGUGGACAGAGAGUUUCAUAACAAGAGCCCUUCGAGCUCUACGCAGUAUAGAAAUCUUCCUACUGGAAGCUAUGCCUUUGAGAAGGAGGAAGUGAGGAUAGAAUAUGGAAAUGGGUCUCCAGCUAUUCAGCUGUGGAAGUCCUUUAAAGAAACGAUCCCUUUGUAUGAUGUGGCAAGUGGUAAAUCAGUCCCAGAGAAUAUAGUGCAGCGUGACUUAUUUUCUGUUAGCUCAUGUGAAGGAAUGGUAUAUGGCCCUCAUGAAGGGGAGAAAAUGGUGCCAGGAGCUUCCUUGGAUGAGAGAAAAGCUGUUCUCUCCUCAAAACAGGGUGUUGAAACUGUACAAGAAAAAGAGGUCCAAAAUAAUGAAGUGAAGCUGGAUGCAAAAAAGCAGGCAAAUGCAAGUCAGCGGGCAAAAUCCCCCCCAGGUGAAACCAUGGCAAUGCAAAUUGCAGAGCUGGCAAGACCUGUUGGCAUAGAUCAACCAGUGGUAAGACAGGAUGUGGUGGUAGCUAAGAAAUCUAGCUCUAAAAAACCUACAAGCUCAAAAGCUUCUCGAGAAGAGCCCAGCUUUGUUCAACAAACAGGACUACUUCCAUCUGGUAUGGAGGUAAUGAGUGACUUGAGUUUCCAGCAGAAAAAGCUGAAUCUAAGCCACAACACAACCAAUGAAAGUCAAACAGAUAAAAGUAUUUGGUGUGACGAAUCAACUGAGAAUUAUGUUCCCUCUAACGGUUUGCUGGGUUGUUUGGAUGGUACAAAUACAAACUACAACUACGAUGUUUGUUUGCCACAAAGGAAACGUCAAAGUGUACUCAGUCUUUCUUCUGAUGACAUGUCCUCUAGAGAGGAAGGCUCAUCAACUGAUAAUGCCCCAGUGUCUUAUUUUGUCCCUGACUAUGUGCUUCAGAAAAGCAUGUAUACUUUCCAGAAAAAUACAGAAGGCUUAGAGAAAGAGAAAAUUAAAAGUGGUGGGUCCCUUAAUGAAGAAGAAGUAGUAGUAAGGGAGCAGAUGAACAGCUUGAAUGACCAAGACGUCAAAAACUCUUCAACCAUGAAGAUUAAAGAGGCUUCCAGUAAAGGCAGAAAGCUGGGAACCCUUCCUAGAUCACCUAGUUGGAAAAAAGUCAAUUCUCUCAAGAAAAAAGCAUCUAAGAGUUUGUCAGAAGUUGAGGACUCUGAAGAAUACUCUGUGAAGGGAGAAGAGGAGGAUGAAGAUGGAGCGGAUGAGGAAGAUGAUGCCACAGAUGAAACUGAGUAUUUCUUUCAAGAAGCCACUCAAUAUGGAAUCUUGAUGCCUAGUAAAGGAAGUUUCUACCAAGUUGGUCAGAGGGUGCUUUGGAAACCACCUGAAAAUGCUAUACCAGCUCAAUUGAUUAGCUGGCCUGCUCAAAAGAAAAUAAAAACUAGGAGUGGGCUUGGUAAAAACAUUGGUGUAGUUUACAAGCCAAAGGAGAAAGAACAAGAUGAAGUCAUAUACAGUGACUAUGGGUAUUAUGGAAGAAAGAGGUCUACAGCAAGAAAAGGAGGACCUGAACACCAGCAAACACUACAGAAAAUCUUGGAAGGAAGGCUGUUAAGGGAGAGUGUGGGGAUACCAGCUGAAGAGUAUUGGAUUAGAAGAGGUGCUAAACCCAAAUUUACCAGCCAAAUACAUGGUAGUCCCUCGCUCCCAGCCAAGAGCAAAGAACAAGGUACAACAUAUUUCCUCAAUGUGGUUCUUGAGGAACAUUCAAAAGGAUAUGAUACAAAACAGCAAGCUUGUGAUACUUGGAUAAAAUUUGAAGAUGCUAAAACUAAUUUUCAUGGCUCUAAUAUUGAUGAAAUGCCUAGGGAAGAGAGAAAGAGGAGCACUACAGACCAGCUGGGGAAAGCCAAGCUUAAAUUUGCUUUAAGACUAUGCUUUGGAGAAAUAACAUCAGUUGUACCUUGCUUUUCAGGGUGCCCACCUUUGGUCAAACCAAAGAAGAAAAGAAUAGGCAAGCCACCCUCAAAACGCAGAGACAUGAGAUGUGAGGCAGAAGAAGUGUGGGAGAUGCCUAAAAGCAGUGUAUGUAAAGGUUGGUAUACAGCAACAAGCUACAAAAAUGUUAAAGCGUUUCUUUCAUUUCUGUCUCAAGGAAUAAUGGGUCUCGGUUUGAACUGCAAGGAUAUUGGAAGCUUGUGAGAUAAUAGCAAAUGCUAUGUAUGUAGACAAGAUGAGGAAAAAAGCAAGCUUUUUUUUUUGAACACUUACAUUACUAUGAAUACAGUUGUAGGUUUGAGCGGGUUAGGUCCCUUCUUUUAAGGGAAGGAGGCAGGGCUGGGGAGCCCAAACCCCACUAUUUUAGUCUGGUUGCUCUUCAAACUGUUCUACUAACUUCUUAAAAUAUUGGGUCCUGUGUCACUUUGCAGUGUAUAUUUUUUUUUAAGCUACAGGUCUGUCUCGGCUAAAAUACUGUAAUUUGUUACAACACAAAUGCAUAUAGAUAAUUCUUAAUAACUUCAACCUUGUGGAG
Messenger RNA from Falco peregrinus (peregrine falcon), 3025 nucleotides. RefSeq lists its product as uncharacterized. Lineage: Eukaryota; Metazoa; Chordata; Aves; Falconiformes; Falconidae. Bases 13 to 2694 code for a protein of 893 amino acids. The transcript is spliced from 4 exons. The record is from RefSeq and is a predicted model, not a curated record.